Messenger RNA from Clonostachys byssicola, 3162 nucleotides. The record is from the annotation of a GenBank genome assembly. Lineage: Eukaryota; Fungi; Ascomycota; Sordariomycetes; Hypocreales; Bionectriaceae.
AUGGACCACCUCCCCGAGGCCGCGACGGCGUUUGCACAUGUCCGGGUACCAUUCGUUGACGAGAUCACUUUUGAUGGAGGGGAUUUCGUCUCAUUCCCAAACCGCGUCGGCUUCAACAACGAUUUCGCCGCACGGUCAGUUGGCGAUAUCGCCUCCUUAGCACAGGGAUGGCUCUAUUUUGGUACCCUCCGAGUUUUUCUCGGAGUUGACUUCGACCGCAAUGAGUUUCGUGCCAGUCACCCAGAGGGUGACCAUGUCUCCUCGCGGCCGCUGCGACAGCUUCUUACCUCAUGGCUGUUAACCAACGUGAUCCCAAUCCUAGGCCCCGAGGUGGUAACGAAGACUUCCCGUAGCACCGCGCUAGAGUUAUAUCAAAGCAAGAAAUCGAUGAUGGAAUUCUUGGAGACUGUACUCAAGGAAGCGGAUGCCAUGGAGGUUCAGCCUCAAGCAUCAAGUGACCCUUUGCCAGCCAUCCUUCUCUCCGUCCGUGUUCUGGUUGCCACUCUCUCCGGCGUUUUGGAGGAGACCAUCAGCCAAAGCAACUUUAGUCUUUUGGAACAUAAUUACAACCCAGGCGCCAUCGAAAAGCUGCGGUUCAUGGAUGGGCCAUCCAAGAUGCCACAGGCAGCCACCGCAAAUUUUCUGUCUAAUGAGAUGAUCGCUAAUGGCUGGUGUCCAUUCAUGGCAUGCAAAGUAUUGUCCUCUUACAAUUACGUGGUGGCGUAUUACAUUAGCCGUCUCCGGCCUUAUAAUACAGCAAAUCACGAGCUUUGCUGUGAGAACGGGUGCGUCGCAUACAAUGUCGACAUGUCCCGUUAUCAGUCGAAACAUGUGUCUCCUGACUGUGACUGUUCUCAUGUCGCCCCAGACGCGGAACAAGUUCGGUCUAUCAUCCGAGAAGGCGGAAUACCGAUCAUUUCAAUCACGUUUGAUGAGCAAGAGCCAAAGCUCCACGUGAUCAAGAUGACGAACAAGACCCCCUACAUAACAUUCUCGCACGUUUGGUCGGAUGGCCUUGGGAAUCCAGCGGCGAACUCUCUGCCGCGAUGCCAGAUCACCAAGUUGGCGAAAUACAUAAAGGAGCUGGAGGCCCCUAAACUCGCCCCUCAGCAAGGAGUUGUUAAUAUGGGGUAUCUGAAGAUGGACUUUCGGCGAAUGACCAGAACGUUAGAUACUUCCCACUUUUGGCUGGAUACGCUUUGUAUUCCUUAUUUCGACCUAAAGAUGAAGGCUAUCAACCAGAUGGCAGCUAUAUACGCCGGUGCUUCUCAGGUCUUGAUACUAGACUCAAACAUGGAGCAACUCUCACUCGACGGGCCAGGGGUUGAGGCGUGUGAGAUGCUGGCUCGGAUGUGCGUCGCCCCGUGGAUGGGCAGAAGUUGGACCUUCCAAGAAGCCGCCAUCAGCACAAUCCGCCAGGUCAGAUGCUCGGAGAGGGCGUUUAUACCAAAUUCGGUUUCCUUUGGGUACCCUACUUACUUCACCAAGAUAUUUGAAGGGGAUAGUAUUCGGGCAUGGAUAGUCCCGUUCCUCUCUACAAUCUUGGUGGCACUCCGGAUGUUCCGCACCAACGAUGACGAUCCUGACACCAUGCGUCGUCAAGUAACCAUAAUGUCCACCGACAUUCAGAUGCCUCUCGUUGCACUUAUUUCUCGACCCCUAAAAGACAAAUUAGUUCAUGAAUUUCUUGGUGUCAAACUGAUAGGUCUAGACUUUGAUGAUAUGGAUGCAUUGGAGUCGCUGUACCAGCGCUUUGUCACCUGUUGGAACACAUUGUCUUCUUCUAGGGCCACGACGAAGAAAGACGAUCUGCACAUCAUCUUCGCCAACCUGUUGGAGUUCAAUGCCACAACUAUCAUCAAAUUAGCUACACCUGCGGAGAGGAUGGCGACACUGCUUCUCAGCCUACCCUACUUUCCAUUGUCACUCUUCUUUUGCAAUGACGGCAUCCGCGACCGACCAGGAGAAGUUCACUACAACAGAUGGGUCCCUCUAUAUCCCAGUGGAGGCCUUUUGGACUUGGAGCCCAGAGUUCACAUGUCCAAAAACGGGCUCUGGCUCUCCUCUGCAACUGACACUACAGAAGAUGGUGACAAUAAUCCAUAUGAGGAUAGUCCACCAAAAGUCAAACCGAUCGUUGUACUGCUAGAAUCUCGAUGGUUGGAUGUGGUCUGUCAGCAGACUAUUCCCGAUAAGGCACUGCCGUUCAAAUACAACGUCAGGCUUCAUCGACAGGAGGGUGAUAAGCUUAUCACCGAAUUCGACAAAGCCGGUGCCGCGCUGUUGGUCUUCACCGAGGAAUUGAUCCAGCCAGGUUUAAGUGCCGGCAGAAAGCUUUCACCAAAGCCUAUCCAAGGAGCCCUCUUCCAAAUACUGAACGUUAUUGAAUCCCCGUCAGGGUCCGAGGUAGAAAAGGGCGAAGUUAAAGAACCAAGUCGAGAGUAUCGGGUAGUAUUUGAUUGUCCCGUAUCGGCUUCCUUGGAUACCGCCUACAAUGGGGAUACCUCCGCCUUUGAUCUGGAAGAGGACUCUAACUCCAACGCUACCCUCCUUCCUGAGCCAUGGCGGUUAAACAUCUGUUACGACAUUCCUGAGCAUGUGACACUACCUCUUCCACGGAGACCAGUCGUACCGUCGUGGGCAUUUCUCCCCGGCGUGGCCAGUGUCAUGUUAUGGUUCUGCUGGGUGUCUGGACUUAUCAGCAUGUUUAUGCUGAUUGCUAUUUGUGCAAAAUAUUCAAGCACCUUCUCUCCAUUCACCAUUGCGAUGGUUGCCGUCUACUUCUCAGCAGAGGUAGUACCCUGGUUGUUCAUACAACCGCUCUUUCCAAUUGUAGUCCCCUACAUCUCAGACAUUUGCGGCAUAGUCUCAUCGGUGCUCUACGCCGUAUCUAGAGUCGUUAGCAACAGCUCACUGAGGCCUUUGGAAGUUGCAUUUGUCACAUUGGGUAUAUUAAUCGGAGUUUCGGAACUCUGUAUUAGGGCUGCAAAUAAGUGGUACCUGGGACGGAAGCUUUACGAUGCCUGGCUUGAUACAUUUAGCGAGGACUGGUCCCCGGAAAAGGAGACGUGGUGGACAAGAGUCGUUCGGGUUGCUGGUGGUGAAAGCUAUGACAACACUGUUAUGCCCAAGGGAACGGUGAUUACUUCCUGGGAACGGUGA